AACCAGUCGGCGCUCACCAACUCACCCGCGUCCGUCAGUUUGCACACUGCAGUCGCGCUACUUCAUGUCAGUUCAAUCCGAGCGAGUACGCAGAGAGAACGUGUCUUCGCUCCACUGAAACUUUUCGUAACUUUAUUAUGGCGUUGCGCUGCGUAUUUGCGGUGCUGGCUAUCGCCGGGAUCACUCUCGCCGAUCCAGAAGCUGUCACCAAACUUAAAGUUGAAGUAGUCAGUACUCCCGAAGGCUGCACAGAAAAAUCUAAGAAUGGCGACAUGCUUACUAUGCACUACACAGGUACCCUGGACGACGGCCACAAGUUUGAUUCGAGUUUCGAUCGCGAUCAGCCUUUCACUUUCCAACUCGGAGUGGGUCAAGUCAUUAAAGGAUGGGAUGAGGGUUUACUCGACAUGUGUGUUGGUGAAAAGCGUAAAUUGACCAUACCAUCCUCCCUCGGAUAUGGCGAACGUGGAGCCGGUAAUGUUAUCCCACCCCACGCCACCCUCCACUUCGAAGUCGAGCUUAUCAACAUUGGAGAUUCACCACCAACCACCAAUGUCUUCAAAGAAAUCGACGCUGACGCUGACAACAUGCUAUCGCGUGAAGAAGUGAGUAUAGACUUAGCGUUCCAGGCGAUGGACACUGAUGGUGACAGGGAAUUAUCUAGAGAGGAGGUCAGUGAUUACCUUAAGAAGCAAAUGGUGCCCCCAGACGGUGGUGAAAUCAGCGAGGACGUUAAGCAGAUGUUGGAGAGCCAUGACAAGCUUGUAGAGGAAAUCUUCCAACACGAGGACAAAGACAAGAAUGGUUUCAUCAGCCAUGAAGAAUUCUCAGGGCCCAAACACGACGAGCUGUAAAUUUACAAAUACUCCUAAUUUUAUAACUAGGAUAUAAGAUGUAAUUAGAUUACCUUGUAUGUAAUUCUUCAAAUUUAUGACAGACUUUGAAUGGCUCAAAUAUAAUAUAUAAUUCAGACACCUUAGUUAUUUAAAUGGAUAUGAUAAUAAGUAGGAAUGCAUAUUUAAAAAACUUAUCACGCAUACAAUCCCUGCCAUCAGUUUGACAAAGUAAUCAACGUAUAUAUAAUAAUCUUUGUUUAAAAUCAGUUUCAAAACUUGAGAUUUUUUUAAAAAUAUAUAUCGUUUAAUAUUGUCAAAGCUCGUGGUAGAUUCUCAAAAUAUACACAUUUAAUUACGCAAGUAUCACACAUAAUAAGAAAAUAAAAAGAUUUUAAAAUAACAAUAUUCAUUCACGUUAUAUAAAUAUUAAAUUAUAAACAUUUGUUUACAAUUGUCUUAAUUAUUUGCACUGUAUUUUACCUUUGAUUAUAUUCAAGUUUGAAUUCAGAAAAUCUUUAUUUGUUUAAAGUUAUUUAUAGUGUAUUUUUUAACGUUGUGUUUUCCUCAAUGAUUGUAG
Molecule: messenger RNA, 1413 nt
Organism: Pieris brassicae (large cabbage white)
Lineage: Eukaryota; Metazoa; Arthropoda; Insecta; Lepidoptera; Pieridae
Gene: Fkbp14
Product: FK506-binding protein 2-like
Exons: 4
Coding region: 138-854 (238 amino acids)
Molecular function (GO): peptidyl-prolyl cis-trans isomerase activity; calcium ion binding
Source: RefSeq, a predicted model, not a curated record